This is a messenger RNA of Apis florea (little honeybee), 1436 nucleotides long. Its product is annotated as maspardin. NCBI's taxonomy places the organism in Eukaryota, Metazoa, Arthropoda, Insecta, Hymenoptera, Apidae. The record is from RefSeq and is a predicted model, not a curated record.
GUACGCGUAUGCGCAUGCGCACUAACGGUAGUGAGAAUGUAACGAAUCUUAUGCAAAGAAUGAGAGAGACAAAAGACGACGAUGCUCGGAAGGGGGUGUAAACUUAACAGAACUGUCGGGAUAUUCUCACAAACAAGUGCUAUUAAAGUAAUUUGACCUUUGAAAUUACUGGAUAACUCGGUUAUUUUCCUAUAAUAACCUUUACGUAUUCAGGAUGUCCACUAGAAAUAACGAUAUAAGAAGAACCGUCCGACACGUAACCUGCUCUUGAGGUAGAUUUAAUCUAAUAUUGAAUAUACAAUUAUACUGGUAUUUCGAACAUAAGCAACGAUAAACAUUAGAUACAAUCGACAACAAUAAAAAAAAUGUCGUGUACGAGCGAGCUUUCUCGAUCACAGGAAUAUCUCAGCUUUCGUAGUUCCGUCCCGCUUAGAAAAAUCGUCGUUGAUGCCGAUGGUACUAAGGGAUGGAAAGUAUACGAUUCUAGUCCAAAAACCAUUAAAUGUCCACUUAUAUGUCUUCCGCCGGUUAGUGGGACAGCCGAUAUUUUUUUUAAACAAGUACUGGGCUUAGCAGCAAAAGGAUACAGAAUCAUAUCAGCUGAACCGCCCGUGUAUUGGAACGUUAAAGAAUGGUGCGAUGGAUUUAAAAAACUUUUGGAUUAUAUGGAAUUGGAUAAGGUGCAUCUUUUCGGCGCUUCAUUAGGUGGAUUUCUGGCGCAAAAAUUUACCGAAGUGAAUGCUCAUUGUCCUAGAGUAGUAUCGUUGGUUUUAUGUAACUCGUUCACGGACACGUCGGUGUUCAGUUACAAUGAUUCCGCGACAAUCUUUUGGAUUUUGCCAUCAUUGGUAUUAAAAAAGAUGUUAAUGGGAAAUUUUGUAACGGAUAAAAUGGACGGAGAGAUUGUUGAGGCGAUUGAUUUUAUGGUAGAAAGAUUGGAAAGUUUGACGCAACCGGAGUUAGCGUCUCGAUUAACGAUGAAUUGUGUCAAUUGUUACGUACAACCGCAAAAAGUGUGUCACUUACCUAUUACCAUUAUAGAUGUUUUUGACGAGUACGCGUUAUCGAACUCGGUGAGAGAAGAAGUGUAUAAAUGUUAUCCAAAUGCUAAAUUGGCACAUUUAAAAAGUGGCGGAAAUUUUCCAUAUUUAAGUCGAGCGGCAGAAGUAAAUUUACACUUACAGAUACACUUAAGGCAGUUUGAAGGUACUGAAUAUGCUGCUUCUGAAAGAAAAAAAUUAUAGCGUCAUUGGUAUGGAAUUGAAACAGAAUGAUUUAUAAUUAUCAUUCCAAUAAUGCAUUUUACAUGUAAUGAUAUUACACAUGAUUCUCUAUUUAUUCUCUAAUCAGCAAUCUGUCUGAUUUAAAAUUGUCAAUAACGCAUACUAAGAUGUAUGAUUGUUAUAACAAUAUUGAAACGGUUUUAAAUAUAUUCG